Molecule: messenger RNA, 1983 nt
Organism: Bombina bombina (fire-bellied toad)
Lineage: Eukaryota; Metazoa; Chordata; Amphibia; Anura; Bombinatoridae
Gene: SPATA6L
Product: spermatogenesis associated 6 like
Exons: 14
Coding region: 525-1748 (407 amino acids)
Biological process (GO): spermatogenesis
Molecular function (GO): myosin light chain binding
Source: RefSeq, a predicted model, not a curated record
GCUUCUGACAUGUGUUGUGCUUAUAUGCUGACACAGCGUAUUUAAAUACUGUUACAGCAACUUUCUCCUCGUGCACUGCAGGACACACACCUACCUGCUAAACCACAACAACAUCUAGACAACACCGGACACGUCCUCCUCUUCCGGAACACAAAGGCCAAUCUCCGCAAACCUUCCGCGCACACGCAGUCGCACCUACACACUCCUUUCUUUCCACUACCAAUAUGGAGGACUACUCAACUAUUCUGCUUUAGGAGGAGGUGCUACGGUGAAUCACUAGGGUCAAAAGAAACGAGCCAUAGCUAGAAUUGGCGACGCAAGGGACGCUCCAUGGAAGUUGUAACGUUUGUUUAUCCAUGGAAACAGGACGCUUUUCCAGGAGGCAACCACAUUCAUAGCAAGAACCGGAUUGAAGAGACCUGAGCUAAGUAGUUUUGAAAACGGCUCCUCCUUUACACCCAUACAGAAGACAGUGCUGACUUGUAACCAGUGGUUUCUAAUCAAUCUCCUUACGGCCAGGAGUGAUGCCUUUGAAAGUUGUUGUUGAGCUUCAGAUACACGCUGUUACAUGCCCUGGUGUCUUUUUGCCAGAAAAAGAUGACAUUUUCCUCAAUGUUUCUAUUUUGGGCCAAUCUAAGGAGACAUCAUGUCUACCUGCUGUAUUUCCUUUGUUGUUCCAUGACAAGAUGAGAUUUGAGAAGGUGUUUCGAAAAGUGGUGGAUCCUGCCAUAGUGGCACAGCAUUUGGAAAGUCAGACAGUUAUCUUUGAAUUGACACAGCUAACAAAUCGAGUUGGGGAUAUUCUGGCUUUUUAUGAAGAGAAUACUCGAGAUUUCCUGUUCCCUGAGCCUAAGCUUACUCCACCAUACCCAGGAGUUGACAGAGAGGUGCUGAUGAAAGCAGUCCCUGAUUUUCCUGGUAUUGCUCCAAAGAUUGAGUUCUCUACACAAACAGUCAUCAAACAAGCUGACAAUUGCCAGAAAACAAGCAGAGCAGACAAACAUCAAUUCCGGAGGUCUUUGCCUAACACACCAAUAAGAUCGAGUACGUCCCCAACAAAAAGUGGCUGCAGGAUGAUCCUAGAAAAGAACUACAAGAGUCCCACAAGAUCAGCAAGGUCUCGAUCUCCAUCACCUUAUACCCGAAGGCGAAUGUGUGAACUCAAUAAGGAUAAUGAACAGCGGCUUGCUCAUUUAAACUUAGGCUCUUAUGAGUUUAAAUCUGACGCUGAUGCCAAACCACCCUUUAUAGUCAGACAUGUUGACAAUACAAAGCCUGUUGGUGAGAAAGCUUCAUCUCAGCUGAAAUUUGCAAAGACAAGGCAGCACUCAAAGUCCACCAACCACUUGCAUGAACCUCCAUUAAGAAGAGCUAUAUCCUUUGACAGUUUUCAAGCUGAAACCUCCUCUAGAAAGGAUCAUCUGUAUUCAGACAAAUUUAGAUCCUUAAGAAAAGGACCAUCUUCUGUUGAGAGAGAGGAUUCCGUAUGUUUCCCUCUAAGGUCUAGUUUCCUUUCAUCGCCUGGAGGUAGCCCAACUCUUGACCGCUCUCUUGUAUGUGAAAGCCUCCAGUCUGACCACAACACAUGGGAAUCCAUAAACAACCGAGUACGCAACCUCCUCUGCACUCACAGUGCCAAGCAGCUCCUUUCAAAUUCCAUUUCUAGUAGCGAAGCAGAUGAAGUCCUUGAAAGGAGGUGCAGCUCUACAAGGAAGUCGCCAAACAGUUCACUGGCACAAAGAUUUUGACAAGUAGUAGACCAAGACCUUCAGGUACUAUUUUUGAGAAGAAGAAACUUUAAUAUGUUUGAAGAAAUGCAAGGAUCUGUAAAACCUGAUGAUUUCAUUUGUGGUACAUAGAAUUGCUUGUGAUUGUAAAAGUUAUUUAUUCCAUUUUAUAACAAAUAUGCUUAUUUUUCAAAUUGCUUAUAUUUUAUACAUCACAAAAUUCUUUUUAAUGAAAAUAAAAUAUUUUGAAAAAUAA